Messenger RNA from Cyprinus carpio (common carp), 1681 nucleotides. RefSeq names its product beclin 1, autophagy related (gene becn1). Gene Ontology annotation, biological process: cellular response to nitrogen starvation; autophagy; autophagosome assembly. NCBI's taxonomy places the organism in Eukaryota, Metazoa, Chordata, Actinopteri, Cypriniformes, Cyprinidae. Gene Ontology annotation, cellular component: phagophore assembly site; phosphatidylinositol 3-kinase complex, class III, type I; phosphatidylinositol 3-kinase complex, class III, type II. The record is from RefSeq and is a predicted model, not a curated record.
GGAAUCUUUGGCAUACUUUUUUAAACAUACUAUGAUUUGGAACAAACUAAUUAUAUUUUCUAAUACUAUUUACGACGCGUAGUAUGCAAAUUGGAACACAGGAAUUACGCAACAUACGUCAUUUCCCGUGCUAGUAGUAAACAGGAAGCGCACUGAGACCGCAAGGAGACGUCAAUUGAAAGAAACAUGGAGGGUUUGAAGUUUUCUAGCAACACCAUGCAGGUGAGUUUUGUGUGUCAGCGCUGCAGUCAGCCACUGAAGCUCGACACGUCCUUCAACGUCUUAGACAGAAUGACUAUCCAUGAGCUCACAGCUCCAUUAUUGACCGUGACAGCCAAUAAACAAUCAGAAAGCAGUGAGGGCAGCCGUUUUCCUGAGGAGACCUUUUUGGAGAGCAAACAGGAUGGUGUGUCUCGGAAAUACAUCCCACCCGCAAGGAUGAUGUCAACUGAAAGUGCAAAUAGUUUCACUCUAAUUGGAGAAGCUUCAGAUGGAGGAACCAUGGAGAACUUGAGUCGCAGGCUGAAAGUGACAAGUGAUCUGUUUGAUAUCAUGUCUGGUCAGACAGACAUUGAUCACCCACUGUGUGAGGAGUGCACGGACGCACUACUGGACCAUCUGGACACACAGCUCAGCAUGACAGAAAAUGAGUGCCAGAAUUAUAAGAGCUGUUUAGAGUUGCUGUCUCAACUGCCAGAGGAGGAGGAAGCCAGUCUACUGAAUGCACUGCAGCAGUUGAAACAAGAGGAGGAAUCUCUGAUCCAGGAGCUGGAGAGCAUUGAAGUGCAGCGCGAAGCCGUGGCCAAAGAGCUGGCUGAGGGACGCAACCAUAGCCAGCUGAUGGACACUGAAGAACUUCAGUAUCAAAAGGAGUACUGCGAGUUUAAGAGACAGCAGCUGGAGUUGGAUGAUGAUCUUAAGAGUGUGGACAAUCAAAUGCGUUACUGUCAGAUUCAGCUGGACAGACUCAAGAAGACCAACGUUUUCAAUGCCACCUUUCAUAUCUGGCACAGUGGGCAGUUCGGAACAAUAAAUAACUUCCGCCUAGGCAGAUUACCCAGUGUACCAGUGGAAUGGAAUGAGAUCAAUGCAGCCUGGGGUCAAACUGUACUUCUGCUGCAUGCACUUGCAAACAAGAUGGGACUAUGCUUUCAGAGAUAUCGACUAGUUCCUUAUGGAAACCAUUCCUAUUUGGAAUCUCUCACAGAUAAGUCCAAGGAGUUGCCGUUGUAUUGCUCAGGUGGUCUCAGAUUUUUCUGGGAUAAUAAAUUUGACCAUGCUAUGGUGGCCUUCCUUGACUGUGUCCAGCAGUUUAAAGAUGAGGUGGAGAAGGGCGACACAGGCUUUUGUCUGCCAUAUAGAAUGGAUGUGGACAAAGGAAAGAUCGAGGACACGGGUGGCAGUGGAGGUUCUUACUCUAUUAAGACUCAGUUUAAUUCAGAGGAACAGUGGACCAAAGCCCUCAAGUUCAUGCUCACUAACCUGAAGUGGGGUCUGGCCUGGGUCUCCUCGCAGUUUUACAACCGUUAGAUUUGAUCUCGACUCUGACACCUGAUCAGUGACACCAGGAAACCACAUGAAAUCUUCACAGUACUAAGAUCAGAAUUUACCUAAUUAAAAUCUUUUUGUGUGUGUGUGUUGUGUUUAACUGUUAAACACCAUUAAAUACCAGUGGUGUGAA